UGGCGUGGCCAACGAAGGGGUCACGCGUAGAUUGAGGGCUGCUAGCGGUCAUGCUGAGGACUGUCCAGCUCCCGUGGUGGCGGCGCCUGGUCCUGCCGGCUCCUCAUCGUGGGGUGGGCUGUGGCUGCGGCGGUGGCCGGCAGAGCGGAACUCGAGGGACUUCUUCAUACCAUUCCGUGUUUGGCGGCGCCGCCCCCGGCGUAGUGAAUGUAUUCGAUCGGGUGUUGAAGAGGAAGCAAAAGAACUGGGCGGCCCAGCAGCCGGAGCCUCUGAAGUACGAGUACCUAAAGGAGGAGGUUGGUAAUCGUGUUGCUGACCGUGUAUAUGAUAUCGCCAGAGAUUUUCCUCUUGCUUUGGAUGUUGGCUGUGGAAGAGGUUAUAUAGCACAACAUUUAAAUAAGGAAGUCGUUGGAAAAAUUUUCCAAGCAGACAUUGCAGAAAAUGCUUUGAAAAACAGUGUAGAAACAGAAAUACCUACUGUCCGUGUUUUAGCUGAUGAAGAAUUUCUUCCCUUCAAAGAAAAUACAUUUGAUCUGGUUGUUAGCAGUUUAAGUUUGCAUUGGGUGAAUGAUCUUCCUAGAGCAUUUAAACAGAUUCAUUAUGUUUUAAAACCAGAUGGAGUAUUUAUUGGCGCAAUGUUUGGAGGGGAUACACUGUUUGAGCUUCGAUGUUCUUUACAAUUAGCAGAACUUGAAAGAGAAGGAGGAUUUUCUCCACACAUUUCUCCUUUCACUGCUGUCAAUGAUCUGGGCCAUCUGCUGGGAAGAGCUGGUUUUAACACACUGACUGUGGAUACUGAUGAAAUUCAAGUCAAUUUCCCAGGAAUGUUUGAGGUGAUGGAAGAUUUACAAGGUAUGGGAGAAAGUAAUUGUUCUUGGAAUAGAAAACCUUUGCUUCAUAGGGAAACAAUGUUAGCAGCUGCAGCAAUAUAUCAAGAAAUGUAUGGAAAUGAGGAUGGCUCAGUACCUGCAACUUUUCAGAUUUAUUACAUGAUAGGAUGGAAAUAUCAUGAUUCACAGGCCAGACCUGCUCAGAGAGGUUCAGCAACAGUAUCAUUUGGAGAUUUAGGAAAAAUAAAUACUCUUAUGUCACAUGGGAAGAAAUAGCUUUUGAUCACAAUAAAUAUUCAGUGUUAAUAAAACUAAUUUUUUUCUCAUCAAAAA
Molecule: messenger RNA, 1163 nt
Organism: Antechinus flavipes (yellow-footed antechinus)
Lineage: Eukaryota; Metazoa; Chordata; Mammalia; Dasyuromorphia; Dasyuridae
Gene: NDUFAF5
Product: NADH:ubiquinone oxidoreductase complex assembly factor 5
Exons: 11
Coding region: 51-1106 (351 amino acids)
Biological process (GO): mitochondrial respiratory chain complex I assembly
Cellular component (GO): mitochondrion
Molecular function (GO): S-adenosylmethionine-dependent methyltransferase activity
Source: RefSeq, a predicted model, not a curated record